Bursaphelenchus xylophilus (pine wood nematode) is the source of this 3963-nucleotide messenger RNA. NCBI's taxonomy places the organism in Eukaryota, Metazoa, Nematoda, Chromadorea, Rhabditida, Aphelenchoididae. The record is from the annotation of a GenBank genome assembly.
AUGCUGGCAAGUACAAGUCAAGGUAAGAUGUUUUGAUUCUCGACACGUUUGGAGUAUUAUCUUCACUUUGUAAGGGCUUUUUACAAAAGUUUUGCCCUUUUUUCGAUCGAUUUUAUCUGUUUUGUAAACAACCAACGUGACUUGUUUAACCCCCUCUUUUCUAGCGUAUGUUCCGUUGUCCGCGAAGAUCGAUCGUUGCGCGGUUUGUGAGGAUGCGGCGACAGGAGUUCAUUACAAUGUCAUGUCAUGUUUUGGGCAAGUGACUAUGUAGUUGAAAAUCACAGAAAUGUCACGUGAAAUUCUUAUCUUAUCUUUUGUCAAUCUAAUCCAAGUCUUAUUAGUUCAUUUUUGUUCCGGAUUUUUAAAGAUUUUUUUCAAAAAUUCCGCCAAGAAAGAUUCAAAUUAGAGUGAAAAAAAAAUUUUUCAUAAAUUUCAUCCUUGUAAUUUCAGUUGUAAAACCUUUUUCCGUCGGGCAAUUGUGAAUUCCCGUCGAUAUUACUGUGAGAAAGAGAAUACCUGCGAUGUGACCCAGCGAAGUGGCCGACAGGGCUGUAAAUCCUGCCGAUUACAAAAGUGUUUCGAUGUGGGGAUGAAUUUGAAAUGUAAGGAAGACUGUAAUCAUCAUCAUUGAUGACCUUUUUUAAUUAAAAAUUUUAUUGAUUUUUUAAAAAUUUCCAGGUUUAAAGCCGCGUCGAGACCGAAAUUACUCCAAUUCGAAUGGGUCGGUAAUCAAAGUCAUCAAAGUUUCGAAUUCGGCGACAGUCAAAAGCCGGCGACAAAGUGAUAACCCGAAUACCACGACAUCGGCGGGUAAUGAGCAUUAUUCCCAAAAACUUUUAAAAUUAAUCAACGACUUGACGAGGACGGAUCAAACGUUGCGGAGGAAGAAAAUAGGAUGGCUGGCCGCGUUGGAGGAGGGGAAGAAAUUAAACAAGGAGAUCUCACAGGUAUGUGGAUGAUAAGUCUGUGAAGUUUACAUAUAGAUUGCGAUUUAGACUUUACAUAAAAGGUUUGUAAAAUACGUGCUCUGUAACUUGCGCCGAAUUUUUAUUUCCUCCAGAAGAAGGAGCAAAAAAUUGGUGCUCAAACAUACUUUAGUAUACAUUGGUAUAGUAUAUCAAACAUGCUAUUAUAUAUCUUGGUAUAGUAUAUCAAACGUCCUAUAGCACAUACUAUACAUGGUAUACUGUAGCAUAUCUUGGAAUUCAAAAACUUUUUUAAAGAGUUAAGAAUUUCAACCAAAAAUCUUGGCCUUUAACAAUUCACUUCUAAUAUUAUAUUUUUCGUUUCCAGUACCCCUAUCCAGUCACUCCACCCACGGACAUUCGGAUUGUCGAGAAAGCAGACAUGGCAACCGUAACAUCCUCUGAACUUUACUGUCUCCUCGAAUGGGCCAAGAGUCUUCCAUUCUUCUGCAAAUUGCAAGCUCACAUCCAGGCAGCCGUUCUCCGGAGAUUCGCGGUUUACCAGGUCAUAAUCGAGCAAGGGGAGGUGACCGCAAAGAGUGGUUACAAUGACUUGUGGGUUCUGCCGAAUGGAACGGUCCUGCCGAAGGAUGUGAACAACCUUCCACUGAGUAGUAAAGUAAGCAUCUUUUUGAUCAAAAAGCUGCUAAAUAUUUGAGUUUUUUGAAAACUUUAGGCAUAUGUUUCCAGGCACAAAUCUCAGAAGGACGGGCAUGGCGUCAGGAUAAACUGUACCGCCAGAUGACCGAGAUCUGCCUGGAUGAAGUUGCCAUGCCCAUGCGUCGGCUGUCGUUGAUCCCAGAAGAGCUGGUCACUUUGAAGAUCAUCAUGUUCUGUCAAUGCGGACUUAGGGUGCCUCGUAAGUAAAGUUUUUGCUAUGGAAAUAAAUGGGCAUUGUUUUCCGGCUUGUCUCGGCAAACUGAGUAUAUUAACGUAAGGGCACGUAAGACGGCAAACUAUUGAUUUCUGCAAAUUUCUAACAAGGGAAGUCGUUCAGAUCGCAAAUGAACUAUGACAUGAGACCUGUGUGGUUUUAUAGUCACAUACUCUACUAUAUCGAAUAUAAAGGCAUUUUUGCGUCUGGGCCCCCGCGGCCGAGAAAAUCGACUAUGAAGUUUCGCAAGAAGAGAGCGCCGAAAAAGUCCUCUCUCCGAAAGCAAACCCAAACAGCUGCCCAGUUGGCCGAGUGGAAAGAGCGCUCGUCUAACGAAUCUUCUUUUGGGUCGGGGGGCUGGGUUCGAUUCCUUUCACCUGCAAUGUAAAGGGUAAGACUACUGUGUACACUACAGUAUGCGUAAAAAAAUUUUUUUUGUGUUUUUCCAAUUUUAUGUAGAUUUGUGCCUUUUCUUGAGACAAAAACAAACAAAUUUAGUCGACUUUUCUCCAGACUGUUAAAAAUGGCAUGACUUGGAAUGGUAAUCGGAGAGCUUCCUGCGGCUACGCCGCAAGGCUAUCGGAAAGUUGUCGAAAGGAAGUAAAGUGAUUUUUUAUCACUCUUUGAUUUUGUUUGGACAUGGGAUUGGCGCCUAAAAAUGUUGUGGCUCUCCUCUUGGCCGAGUUCGGAACCGGGAACUCCGAAGACGCGACUUACGAGGAGACUCGGAUGGCAACCCGACUGAAGAUUCUGCUGUCUCAAGCGGCGGAAGACGCGAAUAUUGAGGUUCAAACGGACGAUGAGAUUAUGGACAACAAUAGCAGUGGGGACGAGAAUGACGAUGACAGCGACUUCGAAUUGGACGUUGAAGGCCAUCAAGAACGUGAUGAAAGAGGAACUGGAGAGAUAUGGAUGGGACGAAAAUUCGUGUCGCUAGAUCAAAUACGAGCAGUCAAACGAUAUUGGCUAUCGUCGAAUCGAUCGGUUGGCGCUGUCAGGAAACGGUGCAGGUUCAUUCGAAGCGACUACUACUGGAGAAAGAUGACGGACCUGUGGAAGAAAGGUAAGGCUACAGUUUGUUGAUGAUUUUUUUUGUAGAUGAAGUUGUCGCAGGUCGGCGUGUUCGCAGUUCCGAACUCGGCCAAGAGGAGAGCCACAACAUUUUUAGGCGCCAAUCCCAUGUCCAAACAAAAUCAAAGAGUGAUAAAGAAUCACUUUACUUCCUUUCGACAACUUUCCGAUAGCCUUGCGGCGUAGCCGCAGGAAGCUCUCCGAUUACCAUUCCAAGUCAUGCCAUUUUUAACAGUCUGGAGAAAAGUCGACUAAAUUUGUUUGUUUUUGUCUCAAGAAAAGGCACAAAUCUACAUAAAAUUGGAAAAACACAAAAAAAAAUUUUUUUACGCAUACUGUAGUGUACACAGUAGUUUUACCCUUUACAUUGCAGGUGAAAGGAAUCGAACCCAGCCCCCCGACCCAAAAGAAGAUUCGUUAGACGAGCGCUCUUUCCACUCGGCCAACUGGGCAGCUGUUUGGGUUUGCUUUCGGAGAGAGGACUUUUUCGGCGCUCUCUUCUUGCGAAACUUCAUAGUCGAUUUUCUCGGCCGCGGGGGCCCAGACGCAAAAAUGCCUUUAUAUUCGAUAUAGUAGAGUAUGUGACUAUAAAACCACACAGGUCUCAUGUCAUAGUUCAUUUGCGAUCUGAACGACUUCCCUUGUAAGACCCGAACGGACAAUAAAUUUCUACUUUUUAGCGCUAUAACUAUGCUGAAAUCUUAAAUUUUUCAUUCUUCAUUUUCAGAGAAAACCCCCGAUGACGUCACUAUAUUCAGAAGUUCAAUUGACGAAAUCAUCAAAGCAUUGUUUGAAUUUUACAAGCAAAGCAAUUUGGAGAUGUACGAAGGUCAGUAAGAGAAGUCCUAACUACACAAACACUCUCAUUGCCCGUAUUUUACAAUUACUACAAUUUCAGAGCGUUUCGGAAACAUUUUGCUGCUGAUCUCCGGGAUCGUCGCCGCCGCCACACCUACUCUGGAGAGCUUUCGAAUUCAGAGUUUGUUCGACUUUGUCUCCUUCGAUAACAUUGCCAAUUUGUUGUUGUUUCAGAAAACUGAAGAUCGGGGAUGA